Protopterus annectens (West African lungfish) is the source of this 3393-nucleotide messenger RNA. RefSeq names its product ras-related protein ORAB-1-like. The coding region runs from base 392 to 1024 and encodes 210 amino acids. The transcript has 8 exons. The record is from RefSeq and is a predicted model, not a curated record. Gene Ontology annotation, molecular function: GTPase activity; GTP binding. Lineage: Eukaryota; Metazoa; Chordata; Ceratodontiformes; Protopteridae.
UUCUUCUCCUUGACAGUUGGGCAUUGUAAGGUCAGUGUUCAGGAAGUAGGUGGGAUCCGGCUCAGAAUGGUAACAGUAUACAACUGUCUUAAAUAAAUUAUACUAACACUGUAACCAAGUCUUUUGGUUAGGGAUUUAGAUUCAUACGCCCUGCAGGUGUGCUGAUACAAAAAAUAAAACACGAAUAAGUAAAUAAAAAUUAGGUGACAGAGGCUAGCGGCAGUUAUACAGUACCAGAAGGGGCACUUCCCUUUAUUAAGUCAGUGGACAGGAGUGCUGAAAGAGGUUCGUGGAUCCUGACAAAAGCUUUCUCUGUCGACGAGCAGAUUUACUGAAUGUAUAAAGGUGUCCACUGAACAUCGGAAAUCCUCUUUUGAAGAGUUUGCAUGCAAUGUCAACAAUGAAUCCUGAAUAUGACUAUUUAUUUAAACUGCUACUUAUUGGUGAAUCAGGAGUUGGCAAGUCUUGUCUUCUACUUAGAUUUGCAGAUGAUACAUACACUGACAGUUACAUCAGUACCAUUGGUGUGGACUUCAAAAUCAGGACUAUAGAACUAGAAGGGAAAACUGUUAAACUGCAAAUUUGGGAUACAGCUGGCCAAGAGCGAUUCAGAACCAUCACAUCGAGUUACUACAGAGGAGCACAUGGGAUUAUUAUUGUCUAUGAUGUUACAGACUUGGAUACAUUCAGCAAUGUGAGAGAGUGGCUGGAAGAAAUUAAUCGUUACGCUAGUGAAAAUGUCAAUAAGCUACUUGUGGGAAAUAAAUGUGAUUUAACAACAAAGAAAGUGGUUGAUUAUACGACAGCAAAGGAAUAUGCAGAUUCUCUUCAGAUGCCCUUCCUGGAAGCCAGUGCAAAAAAUGCAACCAAUGUAGAACAGGCCUUUGUUACCAUGGCAGCAGAAAUCAAAAACAGAGUGGGAAGUGGUGCUGCCCAGAUGGACUCUCAGAAAUCAAAUGUUCGUAUUCAGAGCACUCCUUUAAAGCAAGGGGGCACAGGAGGUGCAGGAAAUGGCUGCUGUUGAAUGUAUUUUAUGAAGAAGGGCAUGUAGAACGUCUCCAUUCUGUGAUUUCUCUUCUCACAAAACAGUAAAAUGAAUUCUCAAGUGCAAGAAACUAAACUUAUUUAUCACCCAGUGUGUUUAUUUAAGUAGCUCUAAUAGUACUUAUGCAAUGAUGUUGUACUAAAGUUUUCCAAAAAGAGUGGUCAGUGCAAUACAUUCUGGGUUUGCCGCUCCAACAGUAUUGUUUUUUUCCCCACUGGAAUGGAUCUGGGGUGGUCCCAUACCCAUCACAACCUGCUGGAGGUUAUAGUGAUGCUUUCAGUAUUUUGUUGACUUCUUCCAAAUUCCUCAACAGAAUAUGCAUCAAACCACAGAUGAUUUAUAGACACUGCAACUUACCUUAGAUGGUGUGUUUGUGAAGCAUUAAUGGGCUACUGCACACACAUUUUUUUUCAGAUUUCUAGAACGAAACUGCCUUCAGCCUCUAAUGGAGCUAUGGAAACAAAUGUAUAUAGCUGUGAGUUCAGCUAUAGAAGGAUGGGUCUUAAAACUACAUGAACGGUGGCACUCCAUUACAGAUAUCUCAAAAACUACAUGAACGGUGGCACUCCAUUACAGAUAUCUCAAGACAAGUCCUUAACACUUAUGGCUAUAGAGGUUUUUAUAAUACAUUGCCAUAUGAAAUCAACCCAUCCAUUAAGGAUGUACUUUUAGUGCAACUAGAUGAAUGACACAAAAGCAGGUUAUCCACCUGUAACACAGAUAACAUGGGUUUGAGUACAAGUCCAGGUGUCACUGUAGCAGCCGUGGAACCUUGGGAAGUGGAAAGCAGUGAAUUUGAUGUGCUCACUUUCACCUGAUGAAGGUACAGGGACCCCAAUCACUGCUUCAUUGUAACCCCUGGUGAAGGCCAGGUGAAUUGGAGUGGGCAUUCAGAAGUAGAGAGAGAGCAAAGGCCUCUACAGAAUUAACACUAUACCCCAUUAGCCUGACAGUGUGAUGUACUUAAAGCUAGUUUCAACCUGCGGUUUUGCACAGAAGAGAUCAUAUAGGCCAGUAGGCCAAACGUUAAAGAAGCAGGGAAAAAUAAACGAAAAAGCUUUUCAUUUCUUUGACUGGUCUCAUAAACUGCCUUACCUUAUGACCUUCACCAGGGGUCAACUGGGUUCCACAUUCAGGUUUUGGCCUCCUUUCUCUGUGGGGUUGCCACUAUAUUAGCCAUGAUUUUAUUGUGCAAAAAAUCUCACACUUUUCCCAUUUUUUGGUUCAGAAGUUUGAAAUACUGGUAAAAGUGCAGUAAAUUAUUUCCAUUACUCACUUUUAUCAAGAUCACAGCCCAGUAUACUAGCCUGUGUCAGAGAGUAAUAUCUUAUGGACGUUGUGCCACACCACCCUACAAAGGAAGGAACAAUAUUGUCAGGUGUUAAGUCCUUCCUUUAGAACCCACCUUCAGUCCUGACUCAUCCUCCCAGCAAUCAUGUCCAUUCCAGAACCCUGACAGCUUGCAUUACAAAAAUAAAAUGUUGAUGCACCAGUGAGAGUAGAUUAAACUUUAUUUGCAAUCACUUUAAAAAAAAAAAAUUAUUGUUGAAGUACAUUGUCAUGCAAUAGUAUACAUGUUCUUGAAGCUGUAUUGUAUUGACAGUAAUCACUUUUACUUUUUGUAGGUGGGUGUGUUCUAAUUUUUUUGUCACCUGAUAUCAUUUUAGAUUAUUAUAGUAGAUUAACAAAUUAAUAUUGUAGUGAUGUAAUAUCAACAGUUAAGGCAGUGAGCUUAAUAAAGUGCUCCAUUGCACUUAGCAGGAUUAGAAUUCUUCUACACGUAACAUAUAAAAUAGAUAUUUCACCACUUUAUUGUGUCUAACAGCAAAAUAUUCAGCAAUUGUUUUGCUUUUCAUUCUUAAUUGAACCAUUUUAACACUGCCGUAUUUUUGACACUGUGGCACAACAUAGUAUUUCCUCAUUUUACCUUUUUCUACUCUGCUUUUCCAUUACUGACAUUGCAUUCAUGUGCAAUCAGUUCUUAUCAGUACUUAUUUCUUUCAGAGAACUCUUAUCCAGUGAAGCUGUUGAUGUUCAAACUGUUUUGCAUUAAAACUGGAGACAACUGUUAAUGCUUACAUCCCAACAGAGAUUUUUUUUAUCCCUUCAUUACUGAGAAUCUGAUUUUCUGAGACAGUUGAAAAUAAUUUAACAGUUCAUACUUACAAAGGACCAAGUUUACUAUUCAUUUUCUAAUUCUGAAAGCUUGCUAAUGUUGGGCUUAUCUUACAAGACACACUCUGGAAUGCUUUUUUUUAACCAUGUUCUAUCUUAUUAACAGUUCAUCAAAGUAUUUUUUGUUAGAUUUGUCAUGAUUGUUUUGGAAUAAAACAUGCCUGUAAAUUUUA